Molecule: messenger RNA, 2341 nt
Organism: Habropoda laboriosa
Lineage: Eukaryota; Metazoa; Arthropoda; Insecta; Hymenoptera; Apidae
Product: gametogenetin-binding protein 2-like
Exons: 11
Coding region: 132-2195 (687 amino acids)
Cellular component (GO): cytoplasm; nucleus
Source: RefSeq, a predicted model, not a curated record
UACCGUCUACUUAUUUUUCUGGUGUAACUGUGGCAGUGAAUUAUAAUUAUUCGUGAUUGUGCAUCGUAACGUUUUACAAGAUUGAACAUCGCUGCAUAUAUAAUCGUCGUUGAUAGAGGAAUUCAACAGCGAUGGCGAAGUUAGUGAAUGUUUGGCGGGACGAUGACCCGGUCGAUUUGAAGCGAAGAGAAAUGCCGUUGAUUAUCGAUGAGAAACAUACGAUGAUUAUGGAUAUACAUGAUUUGGGAGCAAUCUGUGAUAGUCCAUUAGUUUGUGGCAAAGAACUUGAUGAAUUUACCAGAAAACUUAAUAUGCUUACAAAAGAAGAAAUUAAAGCUUCAUUUGAAGUAACAUGCAAGGAUAUGCUUGCAAUUUUAGGCCAAGCUGUACCAUGUGUUGGUUGUAGAAGAAGUGUUGAAAGAUUAUUCUAUGACCUUAUGAAAUCAGGACAUCCAGCAUUAGAUCCUUUGGUGAUUACACCUGAAGGUUUAUUAUCAAUAAAGGAUGAUGUUUUAGAAUCACCACAGUUACUUUGUACAAUGUUACAAGGGCAUAGUGCUAGGUUAAACAGUUUAGUUGAAGGGCAGCCAAGAAAUAAAAAGUCACGAAGAUGUGUAUUACACUCUUUAGAAAUUCAACGUAUGAGACCUCCCCCAAGUGCAUGGAAAGAAGUAUGGGACUGUAUGAAUCCUUCAUGUCGUCUAGAACUUGCUUUGAUAGAAAGUGAUGCCCUUGAGGCCACUUUAGAUACAUAUUUACGUAAACAUCGGUUCUGUGGUGAAUGCCGUACAAAGGUAUUGUUGGCAUUUUCUCUGUUAACAACAGAACCUGAACCAGAAAAACAAAAAGGCUAUGUGCCCUCUUUAUAUGCUGGGAUCAGACGAUGCAUACAUGAUAGGCAUGUACAUAUACCUACAAAUCCAUAUUCUAUGGGUAAUCUUAUGAGACGUACUCAGCCAGAACUCAUGGGAAGGGAACGACAUGCGAAAACGUUAGAAAUUGCUCAGGAAGAGGUACUUACAUGUUUAGCAAUGUGUGUUGCAGAACGUUUGCAUAGAGUUCAUAGACGUUUAAAAGAAGAGGAAACUGUAUGUAAAGUAUUAGCUGCUGUAGCAGUAGAUGCAUUAUCCAGGAAUUUUCAAAUGGCUGUAGAAGUUAAGCAAGGUAUUUCUCAAUUAGAAUUGCUUUAUGAGGAGUUAACGAGAGAAGAAAUAGCAAAACAACAGCGACGAGAAAAGUUACGUUUGAAACGUAAAAAGAAGAAAGAACGUCGAUAUGAGACGGAAGAAAAAGAAAAUACAUGUGAUUGUUCGAGCAAAAGACAAAGUGGCAACAGUAAUACACCUUGUGUUUGUGCGGAUUCAAAGCCCACAACACAAAAUAUAGAUCAACAUAAGAAAAAAUCAAAAUCUAGUGUAUCACAAUCAGAAAGUCAAACUCAAUUAGCAUUCCCCCCAAAAUCGUCAAAUAUGCAAAAAAAUACUAUUAAAAAGGGUUUUUCUGAAACAAAGUCAAAAAUUGUUAUAAAUCAGACAAAAAAGAGUAGUACACCUGUUAAGAAUCUUUCUGAAGAAGAAUUAUUCGAUACAUGUGAAUUGUGUAAGGAUUUUUCUGAGAAGAUUGAAAAUAAUCACUGGCAUACUCUAGAAGACUGUAAAGAUCCAAUGACUAAAGAAAUAGUAGAUGCUUGGAUUGGAAAACCAAGUAAAAGAUGCACCAUGUGGAUAGAAAUGAAAAAACGAUUUGAAUUGUCAAUCUCAGAGAGAAAAAGCCGUUCCUUAAGUGAACAAUCGUCACAAGAUUGUGGUUAUUCUUCAGAACAUAAUAUUAGCAGUUCUUCUCUUCCUAGUACACCGGAAGGAUCAGAAGUAGCUUGUAAUGAUGGAUGUUGUAACCAUGAGAAAUAUUUGCAGGACAUGCGAUUGACACGACCAUCUGAUAAACUUGUUCAUUCCAGUUCUAGUAUCUCUUUCUUAAAGGAAAGAGGUGGAGGUUUAACACUUACUCAAAUGUUAGAAGAUUCUUAUUUAUCAAGCGACGAAGAGAAAGAAAGUUAUAUUCCAGCAGAGGAAGUAUUGGAAUUUAAAUCUCGAAUGUGCCAAGUUCUUGAAGAACGACAAGAACUUCGUCAGACACUUAGAAAACGUUUUGCUAUUUUAUGCAGCCAUCACAAGCCCUUUACCAUUCCUAAUUAAGAAUUCCUACUAGGUACAGUUACUUAAUAGGAUACAAUCUUUCUUUUUUACAUUGAUUUACUGCCAAUAGAAAAACAUGCGUGCAAUAGAUGUAUUUCGGAUAACUGUUGUCAUUGGAUGUCAACCUUCCUAUGUGAAUAAAAUAU